Molecule: messenger RNA, 3721 nt
Organism: Tupaia belangeri chinensis (Chinese tree shrew)
Lineage: Eukaryota; Metazoa; Chordata; Mammalia; Scandentia; Tupaiidae
Gene: TBC1D13
Product: TBC1 domain family member 13
Exons: 12
Coding region: 115-1317 (400 amino acids)
Biological process (GO): activation of GTPase activity; intracellular protein transport
Molecular function (GO): GTPase activator activity
Source: RefSeq, a predicted model, not a curated record
UACGCCCGCGGCUGCGUUUCCGGCCGGAGGCUUUUGCUGAAUGCUCGCCCCUGGGGGGCGGGGGCGGCAGCGGCGGCGGCGGCGGAGGCAGCUUGGGGUCCGGAAGUCAACACUAUGUCGAGUCUGCACAAGAGCCGGAUUGCAGAUUUUCAGGAUGUCCUGAAGGAGCCUUCGAUUGCAUUGGAAAAGCUACGGGAACUCAGUUUUAGUGGCAUCCCCUGUGAGGGCGGACUGCGGUGCCUCUGCUGGAAGAUUCUCUUGAACUACCUCCCCUCGGAAAGAGCCUCAUGGACUUCCAUCCUGGCCAAGCAGAGAGAGCUUUAUGCCCAGUUCCUGAGGGAAAUGAUUAUCCAGCCUGGCAUCGCCAAGGCCAAUAUGGGGGUGUCCAGGGAGGAUGUGACCUUUGAGGACCACCCACUCAACCCGAACCCCGAUAGUCGGUGGAACACAUACUUCAAGGACAAUGAGGUACUGCUGCAGAUUGACAAAGAUGUCCGGAGGUUGUGUCCAGACAUAUCCUUCUUCCAGAGGGCCACUGAGUACCCCUGCCUCCUCAUCCUGGACCCCCAGAAUGAGUUUGAGACCCUUCGUAAGCGGGUGGAACAGACGACGCUGAAAUCCCAGACAGUGGCCCGGAACCGGAGCGGGGUCACAAAUAUGAGCUCCCCCCACAAGAACUCUGCACCACCAUCCCUGAAUGAGUAUGAGGUGCUGCCCAACGGCUGCGAGGCCCACUGGGAGGUGGUAGAGCGAAUCCUGUUCAUCUACGCCAAGCUCAACCCUGGCAUCGCAUACGUGCAGGGCAUGAAUGAGAUCGUCGGGCCCCUCUACUACACCUUUGCCACCGACCCCAACAGCGAGUGGAAAGAACAUGCUGAGGCAGACACCUUUUUCUGCUUCACCAACCUCAUGGCUGAGAUCCGGGACAACUUCAUCAAGAGCCUAGAUGACUCUCAGUGUGGCAUCACCUACAAGAUGGAAAAGGUGUAUUCCACCUUGAAGGAUAAGGACGUAGAGCUCUACCUGAGACUGCAAGAGCAGAACAUCAAGCCCCAGUUCUUCGCCUUCCGCUGGCUGACGCUGCUGCUGUCCCAGGAGUUCUUGCUGCCUGAUGUCAUCCGUAUCUGGGACUCCCUCUUCGCUGAUGACAACCGCUUUGACUUCCUCCUGCUGGUCUGCUGUGCCAUGCUCAUACUGAUCCGGGAGCAGUUGCUGGAAGGGGACUUUACUGUGAACAUGCGGCUCCUGCAGGACUACCCCAUCAGUGAUGUCUGCCAGAUUCUACAGAAAGCCAAGGAACUCCAAGACUCGAAGUAGCCUGGUUUGGGGAAGAAGCCACUCCAGCCCUGUGCCCUGGCUUCCAGGACAUGCAGAAGCCUUUGGGACCCCCAGCCUGAGGGGAAUCAGCACAUCAGCCUGCCCAGGCCUCCUGCCCUGGCCCUGCAGCCAGGGCAGCUCCUGCUGGGGCACACCAUGCUGUGCCCCACCUGACCACAAGCCCUGGCGCCCUCACACUUCAGCCCUGCCGCCCUGUGCCCAGGCUGCCAAGUAGAGGAGGAAGCUGUUUCCUGGGCACCGGGAGGCUGCAGGGGUCUCCCCGCCCACUCCUGCUCUGCUGCUUUCCUGUUUCCUGCUUCCGGUCUCCUGGUACUGGCUAGGGAUGCAUCUAGCACAUGGCCCAGAAAACACCACUAGGGGUUGGUGCUUAGGCUUCUCCGUGGGAAAGGGACACUGAAGGAGCUGCGUGGCUGCUGGGUCCAGGUCACGUCCUCUGCCUCCCACUGAGAGUGUGUCUUCCCUAGUUGGUGUGCGCGUGUCCCUGACCCCCCAGGUGUCUUUGCUUCACCUUCCUGUGUGUGCGUGAGGGUGUCUGCACCCUCCAGCUCUCUGCCUGUCCUCUGUGUCUCCCUCCCAGCCUGUCUCCCUCCUGCCCUUUCACAGAGGGCGUGUGGCUCUCGCUUAUAUGUCCCCUCCAUCAUCUCCCUCUGCCCUCCCCUCUCGGGUGCCUUAGACUGAGUCUCUUCCUCUCUCUCCUGCACUCUCUUCAACCCAGAAGACGAAUGAGGAGUUCAGCUCAGCAAGUCCCUAGAGGUCAACUUGGCUUUUGCAUCCUGUUCCCAUCCCCCAGCCUGAGGCGCCCAGCUACCCCAGGCUGGGAAAGAGUCCACAGUGCCUCAUUAGAGGACCCUGGACCAGCUCCUCAGCAGAGAUCGUGGGAACCAAGAGCCGCUGAGGAAUGCUGGCCCUGGAACUUUGAGCCUCUUGUCCCCGCUUUGUGCUAGGGAGGGAGAAGAGUGGGCCUUCCCAGAGGCUCCCCCAAAAGCCUCGCUGUUCCAAAAGAGAAGGACACUAACGCGGUUUUGCACUAGGGCUCUGAAGCCAGUGCUUCGGUCCUAGUCCUGGGCAGGGGAGUCACACAAAGGGAGGUGGGACCAAAGGGGACCUCCAUGGGGCCAGGUGGGUCCUGUCUGUGCCCGAAGGACUAUGUCUGUGCCUUUGUGUGCCCACUGCUUAGCAGGCCCUAGGGAGGUGCUGGUCCUUCUCUUGGCACUCCCAGCAGGAGCAGCUGACUACCCCCAGGCCUAGAAGGGCGGGUGUACACUGACUAAGUCCUAAGUCCCUUCGUCCCCAGUGAGGAGGGCAGGCAGUUUGGGUUUGGCAGGCUGAGGCCUGCACCUGGUCCUUGGCCUCUCCACAGGCUGACCAGAGGGAGCCAAGCCCCAGCAGCCUCGGCGUCCCCCACAGGUUCCCUGAGCCCAGCAGGCAGGACUUGCUGCCCUCUUCCCCAUGUGGCUCUGAUCAGGCCACACCCCUGAUGCUGGGACUUCCUGCACAUGCCUUCUGCCUCCUUCAUUCCACCCUACAGUACUGGAAGUUUUUAUUUAUUCAGAUUGCUGGCUAUUUAUUGCUGAUUGGCAAGUGCUUUGGGGACGAUGGGGCUGGGGAGGUAGGAAGGAAGGAGUGGGGACUUGGUCCUCCUGAUUCCCCAGGGCCCAAGUCAGUACCCUCGCCCUUGCCUUUGGGAUCUUCCUGGUUUCCUAGCAGGUGGUGGUUUGGAGGGUCAGCUUUGGAACUGAGUGCAAGGGAAGCGGGAGCUGGUGCCCUUGCCCAUCUCGAAGACUCCUGGGCAAGGCAGUUACUGCUCCCACUAGGCUGGCCUGCUCUCUACCUGGAACUUGCCAGCUGGUGGCGCAGCCCCAAAUUUGACUCCUUUACAGCCUGAGGCUUGGGCCACUGCCUGGCACCCAGCAGACACUGCCCAGGACCCCACGAUGCAUUCCCUCUUGCCCGUCCCCACCUGCCCUCCUGGACCAUACUACUUGAAUCACUGUGUUUGAUUUGCCACAGUGGCAGAGCUGGGUCCAGUGGCCUCUGCUUGACCUUAGAUGAAGGUCAAGAGCCCAGGGACCACAUCUUGGUUAGAUGACUCCCCACUGGGACACUGCCUGCCGGAGGAAUGGACCUGCCCUUGGCAAUCCCCCACCCCAUAUUCUGCAGGAAGGUCCCCACAGAGCCAGAGUGCCUGAGGCUUCCUGCAUGAGAAGCUGCCCUCGGACUGUGGGCACUCACGGACUGAGUGGACGGGUCAGCAGGUCUCCCCUCAGAAGGUGAAAAUUGUAGUCUGCUUUUCUUUCCUUUUUUUUUUUUUAAUCUCUUUUGUUCCUCAAAUCACUGCUGUUGAUGCGUUGUCUUUAAUAAAUCAUGUGUUCUUUGCAGUGGG